AUGAGGAUUACAACAAAUCAAAAACAAAAACAAAAACAAAAACAAAAACAAAAUCAAAAACAAAAACAAAAACAAAAUCAAAAUCAAAAUCAAAAACAAAAACAAAAACAAAAACAAAAACAAAAACAAAAGCAAAAACAAAAACAAAAACAAAAGCAAAAACAGAAACAACAACAGCAAAAACAAAAAACAACGACAACAACAAAAACAAAAAACAGAUGUAGUGAUAUUGAUGAUGACAAUUUAAUAUAA
Messenger RNA from Dictyostelium discoideum AX4, 252 nucleotides. RefSeq lists its product as hypothetical. The coding region runs from base 1 to 252 and encodes 83 amino acids. The record is from RefSeq and is a predicted model, not a curated record. NCBI's taxonomy places the organism in Eukaryota, Evosea, Eumycetozoa, Dictyosteliales, Dictyosteliaceae. The transcript has a single exon.